UCGACGACACCACGAUACGACGCUUGUCAUCGUUCUCGCGUUCUUCGUGGUCUUCGUCCCGGUCCCGGUUGUCUCCGCUUUUCUGCUCACGGCUUCUUCGUACAAAUCGAGGAAGCUGAAGCACCGAAGAGGCUGAGGGCACCUCAAUCCUGAGGUGACGACCAGCUAGCAGCUCUCGUGGUGGUAGCAGGGUGCGACAACGGCCGCUGUUACGGGACGUAGUACGUCUGCCUCGAGAUGGAGAUCGAGGCGAAACAACGGAACCAGAGAAACCGGAGACGAGAACGAGCCCAGCGUAUGUUAGCGCAGAGGGAGAGCCUGGCCACCGCGAAGCAGCAGCAACAGCAGCAACAACAGCAACAACAGACCAGGCAACGACCGAACGACGAGGAGGACAGCCACAGCGGCGAGGACGAGGACCCCGCCGCCGGUCUUGGCCUCGGACUCGCCAGGACCGGUCAUCCUCGUGACAGCCAUUCGCGACCGCCCAGGCCACCGCGACCCCCGAGGCCUCGCAAGAAGUCUUCCCUCGCGGCUACCAACCAGAAGGAGCCUCCCUUCGAGGAGGACAUUAUUGACGGCUUUGCCAUACUCGCCUUCCGCACCUACGAAGAACUCGAGAGUGCAAUAAAGCUAGCUGGUAAAAAUAAUGUCAAGAAGUUACAUACGCUACUAUCAAUAGUGGAAGAGAAACCAAAAGUGGAUACAGGACAGAAUAAUAGACACAACGAGCAUCACAUCAAAAACCAUUUCAAGCACAACCAUUAUUCACACAAUUCCAUACUGACACCUUCGACGAUCAACCAGGGCCUAGAUGCAGGUACAAGUGACGAUAGUGGUAGAGCAUCUGAACAAUUGCAUGGCCCUGGUAUACCUAGGGAUUGCCAGGACGCUGACAGUUCCAGGGACCACCUCAGCGAUGCUAGCAGUCAUUGCAGUUCGGGUAAAGGAUACAUCUGUGAUAGUGAAGGAGAAGACGAUAAGGGCUCGGAUGCUGAAUCGAUACUCUUUGAAUCUUCUACCCCACCACCCCUUGCACGUAAAUACGAAUUGCCAUCGUCUUCACCACACGUUUUGCCUCCAGCAAACGGGGCAGGAGGUUCACCUCCAGACACGGGUGGACAAAUUUCUAAUCCAGCAACGGAUGCUCCGGCACCUAUACCACCUCCUGUGCCUGCGUCUGCACCAGUUCCAACAGCGCCAAGUCCUCCCAGUCCUACUCUACCCCCCCACAUAUCCCAGCCACCUAUGACUAGUCCAUUGGCAGCAAACCCACGUGCAAUAGCUCCGCAACAGCGGCCAGCUUCCCCUGCUCUGCCACCUCCCUCCUUAUCCCAACAGCCUCACACUACAAUACCCGCGUUACAUCCACCGAAUGUACCCCUCGUUUCGUCGAGUCAUACAACUAGUCCUGCGGUAGCCAGUUUAGGUGUUACCCCAGCAGCACCAUCAAACGGAGCUACAACUACGAGCUAUCCACCAUCGAUACCCAUGGCUGCUUAUCCUCAAACACAACCAUCUUAUCCACCCCUCUAUACACCGUAUACUGCUCUAAAUCACAGUCCAUACCUUCCACCUGCAGUUCCGUCUCCCUCCCAUUCUGCUUCUUCACGAGCGGAAGUGAGAGGAAGUAGAGCUUCCCCGUGUACUAACAUAAGCAAACAACAGCCUAUAGGAAAUAAUACCACAAAUCACAAUACUCCUCUAAGCGCUGCCACUACAACAUGCGUGUCUACGAUAACUAAUACUGUUACUACGGCGAAUACCAUUGCUCACAGAGACAUGGUAGCCUGCAGUUUGACUGGAAGAAACAAUAAUUCACCUCGUGGACAUAGCCCGAAUCGAGAAAGGGAUAGUUAUAGCAGUAACGUCAGUAGCCUAAGUCGAGGUAGCAUAACGCCUGUAAGUGUGCCAAACACAUCUUCUCCAGCCAAUUCUAGUCUACCUGCUUACACCAAACCAACGCAAGGAUGGAUUGGUAGCAGCACAACUUCACAAUUGUCUCCGGCAACAACAACAUCAGUUCCAAGGCCGACUCCUCCACCAGUACCACUUGGCAUGCACACGUUUCCGCCGCCAAUGUUUGCGGCACCGCUACCACCUCCCGUGUCCAGUUCCAGUCCUCACACGUCACUGCCUUCAUUACCACCGCCAACGACCAAUCCCAAUCCAUUUUCUGCCGAGUCACUUUUUCAAACAAGGGUGACUCAUGUCGCAGGUCAGACAGACCUGUUAAGGCGAGAGCUUGACAAUAGAUUCUUGGCAUCCCAAGACAGAAACGUCGGAGUUGGAGUUGGCAAUCUGGGACCGCCCCCAUAUCUUAGGACAGAGAUGCACCAUCAUCAACAUCAGCACACUCAUGUACAUCAACACACGACACCUCUGCUUCCACCGACGGCCGCGACUACUUUGUUUCCACCCCCUAUAUUCAAGGACAUCCCAAAAUUGGGAGGUGUUGAGUCUCCAUUUUUUCGUGGGAAUCUAAAUCUUUCUAGUUAUUCUGGCUUUAACGCUGGCCUCCUGCAUCCCGGAAUUGGCCCACCUUCAACUCCUUUUGUACCUCCGAACCAUUUAACAUCAUUUGCACCAAAGAAGAGUGGGAAAUGGAAUGCAAUGCACGUACGCAUAGCCUGGGAAAUUUAUCAUCAUCAACAGAAACAACAAGCGGAAGCAAAGGCGGGAAGUGUCGUUAAUACUAAGACAGAACUAUUGAGACCACCAGGUCAUCUUUAUCCAGGAGGCCCAGGCAGUGGCCUUGGAAUUGGAGCACCUCCUAUGGCACCUCCAUUCCCGACUAACAUACCACCAGCUCACCCUGCCCCACCUCCACCUCAUCCUGUUGGUUUCCUGUCUACACCAGCGUCACAUUUAGGAACAGGUAUGUCACCAUUUGGAAGAUAUCCAUCAACAUUUGGCGCUCCGAAUCCGAAUUUCCCCGGUCUUUCUAGUUUCCCACCGUCGAGAGAAAUGCCACCAUUGGGUGGACUCGGUUCUGUGCAUGAUCCAUGGAGAGGAUUACAACGAGCCUCUACCGGAUUUCCACCAACUACAGCAGUACCGUGGAGUCUAAAACCGGAACCGCCGGCGAUUGAUAGACGAGCCGAACUCGAAGAACGCGAACGCGAACGUGAGCGCGAACGUGAACGUGAGCGUGAGCGCGAACGUGAACGAGAACGUGAACGAGAACGUGAGCGCGUUAGACGCGAGAAGGAAAGGGAACGAGAGGAACAGCGCGAAAGAGAGAGAAGGGAACGUGAGAAGGAAGAAAAGAGGAAACAGCAGGAAGCUGAACGAGAGAGGGAGAGGAGAGACAAGGAGCGUCGAGAGAUGGAACGACGAGAGAUGGAGCGUGAAAGAUUAAUGCAUCAGAACCGGCAACACGUGGUCGUGGCUCGAGAACGGUCACCUUUAAGGAAUGGAUCUGCAUCUAUUGAGGCUGGAGAGGUACGCGUUAAAGAGGAACCAAGAAGUAAAGACGACGAAGUAGUAAUGCUUCCAAGACCACCAGGUCCUGGCCCUGGAGCAGCGUCCACGACAGGGCCCGGUCCAAGUCCACUGCCUGACACGAGGUAUCAUCAUCCUCAUCCUCAUUCAUACCUUGCAAGGCAUCCUCACAGCAUGCCUACUCCGCAUUCCAUGCCAAGAAGUAUGCUUCCUGGUUUGGGUGCACACCCGAUGCAACAUUUUCCACCACCGUCAGGGCCUACUGGACAACCAGGUGGCCCUUGGGCUGGAGAUCCCUUCAGGGACUACCGUUACGAUCCAUUGCAACAAUUACGUUAUAAUCCAUUGAUGGCUGCAGCUGCAUUUCGAGCAGAAGAGGAGGAAAGGGCUAAACUUUACGCCGGUUAUCCACCACCACCUGUAAAUUCACUGAGAAGCAAGGAUCCAAGUCCUGGACCGUUAAGUAAUCUACACAUGCAUCAUAGAGCUGGACCUGGACCAGGGGUACCAACGCGACAAUUAGAGCCAGCCUUGAUGCACGCGGAUAUACACAAAAAAGAGGACACCUCCCAAUCCCGAUGAUACAUCCUCCCCGCGUCCUCGGCUUCUGCAACUGAACGCACUAAAGGGUCAGCAUUCUGAGCAUCUCCGUAAAGUUUCCGAGCCCCUGGUGCUGAUAUUUUGCUAAUGGAGAAGAGGCGUUAUUUAAAAAAAUUGUACAUAGAUUAUAUAAUAUUUAUAGUUAUUGAAAAAGUAAGUGCGAUGAUGAAAUACAAAGAAGACG
This is a messenger RNA of Habropoda laboriosa, 4228 nucleotides long. RefSeq names its product nascent polypeptide-associated complex subunit alpha, muscle-specific form-like (gene tay). NCBI's taxonomy places the organism in Eukaryota, Metazoa, Arthropoda, Insecta, Hymenoptera, Apidae. The record is from RefSeq and is a predicted model, not a curated record. The coding region runs from base 238 to 4026 and encodes 1262 amino acids. The transcript has 16 exons.